Messenger RNA from Caenorhabditis remanei, 426 nucleotides. RefSeq lists its product as uncharacterized. The record is from RefSeq and is a predicted model, not a curated record. NCBI's taxonomy places the organism in Eukaryota, Metazoa, Nematoda, Chromadorea, Rhabditida, Rhabditidae. The transcript is spliced from 2 exons. The coding region runs from base 1 to 426 and encodes 141 amino acids.
AUGGACAAACCAAAAACUUCAAAAAGAACUACGCCAAGUUUGCGAACCAAGAAGAAGAAUACUGACAGACAAAGGUCAACAUCGCGACCCAGCACCCAAAGUUCAGCAAGCACUCCGAGCAGUAAGCAAAAGAAAGACGUAAGCCAAAACUCUAAAAGAGGAAAUGGCGGUGGACCUCCGAAAAAUGUGGGGGAUCGAGAACCAAUGAUUGAUAACGACAAAAACAAGAAAAAGGAAGAAAAGAAGAAAGACCCGAAAAAGAAGUCGUCAGAAACAGAGAAGAAGCCAGAGCCUUCUCUAGGAGAGACAAAGGAAGGUGUUAAAAAGACUGGAGCUGACGCUAUCAGUAACAUAGAAGUUAUUCCUGAUAAGAACCCUGCUAAAAUGGAUGAUGGAUACGAGGAUUUCGGACCAGGCGCAGCCUGA